This is a messenger RNA of Toxotes jaculatrix (banded archerfish), 1812 nucleotides long. It is a transcript of the gene syt18b, whose product is annotated as synaptotagmin XVIIIb. NCBI's taxonomy places the organism in Eukaryota, Metazoa, Chordata, Actinopteri, Toxotidae. The record is from RefSeq and is a predicted model, not a curated record. Gene Ontology annotation, cellular component: synapse; axon. Gene Ontology annotation, molecular function: SNARE binding; calcium ion binding; clathrin binding. Gene Ontology annotation, biological process: regulation of calcium ion-dependent exocytosis; regulation of dopamine secretion; cellular response to calcium ion. Bases 1 to 1812 code for a protein of 603 amino acids. The transcript has 6 exons.
AUGGGCACAACUGAGAAGUAUUAUGAGAUGGAUAUCUCCGCCCACGGUCCCCGCCCGCUAGGCAGGAAUAAUACCAGUCAAGUCACUCUGCAGAUGAGGGCAUCACUGUCCUGGGACAAAGACUGGAAUGUAUUGUAUGUGCAAAGAAAGCCCUCUACAGACUCUCAGCUCUCUGUUGGCACCAUGCCUUACCAUGAUGAGGAGUACCCAGGUCAGCCUCUCUGGCAGUCUGUGUUGCUCUUCUGCUGUAAGGGUAUGAUCGAGGGAAUCAUGGUCAUACUCUUCUUCUGGCUUCUGGUGCAGGUCCUCUUUACCAAACAACUAGAAGUUCAUCUCCAAAUUCUUCUUUUGGUUGGACUGAUCAUCUUUUGCCUCUGUUUGAUCUUGGGAUGUAUUCUGUGCUGGAGGAAAAGUCACGUUUGUCCAGUGACAGACAAAGAUCCUGCGACGUCAGCUGCAGCUCCCACUGAACCUGUGACCUUUGCCCAGAGCCCACCUCCCUCAGCAGGAACAACAGCAUCAAGGCAACAAUACGAAGAGCUGGGUGGUGAUAUCCUGGAAUAUCCAUCCACAUUCACUAGCCCUGCCCCUUCAGAGUGUGAAUUUACUUCUCUGCCAUUUUCUAAUCAAGCUCAAGUUGCCUCUGAACGAAAGGAGCAGCCAAAGUCUUAUUUUUCCUUGCGCCGUCUCAGCACGCCACCGCUAAUGUCACCCCUUUAUAAACCCAUAGAUCCCAGCCAUGCGUCCCUGCCUACAUUUCCCAAACUGGGACUAUUGUCCAAAACAUGUAAGGCUCUGCAGAGGCGUUGCACUGUCACUGGGGACAGUAUAUCUUAUAGUGAACACAGCAGACUCACCAGCCCCAUUUCUGUCUCUCCUUCUAUGCCUGAAGAACCAAUCCCACUAGCUCCUCUGACCUACGGCUCCAGUGCCAGCUGCAAACAGCUAAUAUCACCAAAACCCUGUCUGCAUUUCACUAUGGCCUUCUCUGCAGAGCAGCAAACCCUGGUAGUCACUGUUCUCAGCCUCAGUGGGUCGCCUCACAGACUGGAGGAUGUGUCUGUGCUGGGCAGCCUGCCGCCUCUGUACCCCUGUCCCAUACAAGCCUCUGUUCAAAGCAGCCUCAGCCCCGAGCCAUACAGCCUGGCGCUGCGUUUGAAGGUGAGCUCUGUGAAUGAGCUCCAAAAAUGUUCUCUCAGAACAGCUGUGUAUGCUCGGGAACCACACACCCAGAGAGGCACCGCACUGGGUGAACUGGAAGUUGAAUGUGGAGGAAAAGACUGGAAGGCAGAGCAUCCAUUUCACUUCACGAAAGAACUUAACCCAAACACAUGCAAACUAAAAAAGAGUUUGAUCUCCCAAGAUGCAUCGAUGUGUAAGGGGAUUAGCUGUCCUCCACAGAUCUUUGUUUUGCUUCAGUAUCAGGCUCUGGCCCACCGCAUCAAGACCACGGUCCUCAGAGCAGAUAACCUAGACAAACUCAUUCACACGUCGGCAGCACCAGAAUAUCAGGUGGUGAUCAAUCUGCAUCAUGAGGGUAUUGUGAUCAGCUGCAGAGAAACUAAAGGAGGGUCCUGUACUGUCUGGAAUACUUCAUUUCUGUUUGACCUUCCUCCAGGAGACAUCAGUCAGCUGCCCCUCAUGCUCGAGUUCAUAAUCAUGCAGAAUCAGGUCCAUUCAGAAGGUAGAGUCCUUGGUCGAGUCCUCAUCGGCACAGAGGCAGCAGAUGCAGGACGUGCUCACUGGAGGGACAUGUGCAGCUUAGAGGUGGAGCAGGCACGCUGGCACAAUGUUCAACCAGAACCACAAUAG